This is a messenger RNA of Quercus lobata, 549 nucleotides long. RefSeq lists its product as uncharacterized. The transcript has a single exon. Bases 1 to 549 code for a protein of 182 amino acids. Lineage: Eukaryota; Viridiplantae; Streptophyta; Magnoliopsida; Fagales; Fagaceae. The record is from RefSeq and is a predicted model, not a curated record.
AUGAGGGAUUUCAGGUCGGACCGGUAUAGCAGCAACCGCCCGAGGAUGGACUUUGUAAGGCAACCCGGAACAACCAAUGCACAGACUGUCAAUGUCAUAUUCCGAGAACCAGUACAUCGGGUUUUGGAGAAAAUCAAGAACGAGCCAUACUUUAGGUGGUCGAAUAAGAUGGCAGGAGAACCCUCGAAACGCGAUCAGAACCUUUAUUGCCAAUACCACCAAGGCCAUGGCCACACUACAGAGAACUGCAAGAACUUCUGGAACCACCUGGACCAGCUAGUCCGGGAAGGAAAACUGAAGCACCUUUUACAUCAUUCCAGUGGUCAUCAAGGCCAUCAAGAGGCCAAAAGGGAUGCUGCCCUGAGGCCACCCGCAGGAACGAUCAACGUAAUCAUGGAUGCGCCAGGGAGAACAGGCACACGCCCUGCACGAGUGUUAUCGGUGGCUCAACUGCCUGCCGAGGAGUCCCAACCAAGGCCGAAGAGGGCUAGAAUAAGCUUUCGUCCCGUUUUGAGUUUUUCAGAGGAAGACAAGAUCGGGACCAUCUAG